Molecule: messenger RNA, 3061 nt
Organism: Chenopodium quinoa (quinoa)
Lineage: Eukaryota; Viridiplantae; Streptophyta; Magnoliopsida; Caryophyllales; Amaranthaceae
Product: cytochrome P450 86A8-like
Exons: 2
Coding region: 949-2520 (523 amino acids)
Molecular function (GO): iron ion binding; oxidoreductase activity, acting on paired donors, with incorporation or reduction of molecular oxygen; monooxygenase activity
Source: RefSeq, a predicted model, not a curated record
UUCAUCACAAUCAUUUAUAUUCAUCAAGAAGAAGGCGUUGACUGUUAAAGAGUUAUGACACUCUUUUGUUGCAAAAGUAAAGGAUAGCUAGAUUGGAAUCUCUUACAUAAAAAUCUUACACGAAACUUUAAAUUGUGGUUGGGUUGCUCACCCAACCCUGACCUAUCUUCUCAUCUCUUCUUAAAUUCAUCUUCCACCUUAAUUUCUUUUCCAUAAUCACCACAAAAUUACUUGAUUAAGUACUCCCUCAAAACCCGAUUACAAAUUAACCCCAUUUCUUGAUUCGUAUUAAGUUUCUUUCUUCUUUGGUAACUAUAUCGAAUUGUGAUAUCGUGAUCUCGAAGGAACUAAUUGCUGUUAUCAAGCAACUAAUCAAGUCAUAUAGCUUUGUUAAACCUUAAAUUGUGUGUGUUAAAGAUUACACUUCUUUUGUCUCUCUAUUUAUCUUACUAGUUCCUUAAAUAUUUGGAAUCAAACAUACAUAAUAGAGUGAGGGCUAGUUUCUCAACUAAUCACAAUAAAUAUCUCUCUUUCUCUCUCUCUCUCUCUCUCUCUCUCCAUUGAAUGCAUCAACUUAAAAGCCCUGCUGAAGUUAGGUGGAAAAGGCAUUGAUAAAGAAGACAAAGGAAGGUUCAUGUUAUGUUUUUGAGCCUUUUGAGGACUCUAGCAAGCUAAGAAGUAAGAAAGUGACUUGCAUGCCAAUUUUGAUGAUGUUAUUUGAAGAUUAAACCAAGAAAAGAAGAUUAUUGAGCAUUUUGAUGAUUUUUUUUUUUGGUAAAGUUUGAUGCUUAAGAGAAGCAGCCAAAUUUUGAGGAUUUCUUUAAAAGUUAUGUUUUGUUUAAUUGUAAGGGGAAAAUAAUCUCUUCAAGUAAACCUACAUUUUCAGUUUUCUUAUACAUUUGGUUUACCUCUUAGGCUAGUUAUACAAGAAAUCUUGUACUAAAAAAAAUGGAUAUUUAUGUAGCCUUGCUAUUGUUUACUGCCGUUACAUCUUACUUGUUAUGGUUCACCUUCAUAUCACGAUCACUAAGGGGUCCACGUGUUUGGCCCUUAUUGGGCAGCCUCCCCGGCUUGAUCGAGAAUUUUGAGAGGAUGCAUGAUUGGAUGGCUGAUAAUCUCCGCGCGUGUGGUGGCACGUACCAAACUUGCAUCUGUGCCGUACCUUUCUUGGCUCGGAAGCAAGGUCUUGUUACGGUUACUUGUGAUCCAAGGAAUCUAGAGCAUAUACUCAAGACCCGGUUUGAUAACUAUCCAAAGGGUCCAACUUGGCAAGCUGUGUUUCAUGAUCUACUUGGGUUUGGAAUUUUUAACUCGGAUGGUGAUACAUGGUUAUUCCAAAGGAAGACGGCCGCCCUCGAGUUCACCACUCGAACCCUCCGCCAAGCCAUGGCUCGGUGGGUCAACCGAGCCAUCCAUGGACGGUUGUGCCCCAUCCUUGAGACGGCUCAGAGUGAAGCUAAACCAGUUGAUAUGCAGGACCUCAUGCUUCGGCUUACUUUUGACAACAUUUGUGGUUUGGCUUUUGGCGGGGACCCUCACACCCUUGUGCCAGGGCUACCAGAAAAUGGAUUUGCAAACGCUUUUGACCGGGCCACGGAAGCAUGCCUCCAACGGUUCGUGUUUCCGGAAAUCAUAUGGAGGCUCAAGAAAUGGCUCCGGCUCGGGCUAGAAGUUAGCUUGAGCCGAAGCCUUGUUAAGAUAGACGAUUACUUGUCUGAAGUAAUUGAUAAGCGUAAGGAAGAGUUGAUGAGCAGGCAAAAGGACUAUGAUGAUUUGCUCUCUAGGUUCAUGAAGAGGAAGGAAUACUCAUCCUACUCGGAUAAGUUCUUGCAACACGUGGCAUUAAACUUCAUCCUAGCUGGACGUGACACGUCCUCCGUGGCGCUGAGCUGGUUCUUCUGGCUAGUGAUACAGAAUCCCAGAGUUGAAGAGAAGGUCUUGCUUGAGAUAUGCACUGUCCUGACAGAAACACGUGGCACUGACACGGCAAAAUGGGUGGAUGAGCCGUUGGAUUUCGAGGAGGUGGAUCGUCUUGAGUACCUUAAGGCAGCAUUGUCAGAGACCCUACGGCUAUACCCAUCAGUCCCGGAGGACUCGAAGCAUGUGAUGGCUGACGACGUGUUGCCUGAUGGUACAUUCGUGCCAGCAGGGUCGUCGAUAUCAUACUCGAUAUACUCUGCAGGAAGGAUGCAGAGCACAUGGGGAGAGGACUGCUUAGAGUUCAAGCCAGAGAGGUGGUUAUCCCCUGAUGGUACAAAGUUCAUCAUGCAUGAUCAUUUCAAGUUUGUGGCUUUCAAUGCAGGGCCAAGAAUUUGCCUAGGGAAGGAUUUGGCUUACCUACAGAUGAAAUCGGUGGCAGCCUCAGUUUUGCUCCGCCACCGUUUGGCCGUGGCGCCAGGGCAUAAGGUGGAGCAAAAGAUGUCAAUGACAUUAUUCAUGAAGCAUGGGCUUAAGGUGGAUGUGCACCAAAGGGACCUAACCCAAGUAAUUGCAAAUAUGAAGCAAGAGAAAGAAAAUUAACUGUCAGAUAACAGAAGAAUUCAGGGUUUUUACUGCAGUAAAUGUUAUUAUGGCUCAAUUUUAUUAAGGUGGAUGUGCACCAAAGGGACCUAAGCCAAGUAAUUGCAAAUAUGAAGCAAGAGAAAGAAAAUUAACUGUCAGAUAACAGAAGAAUUCAGGGUUUUUACUGCAGUAAAUGUUAUUAUGGCUCAAUUUUAAGGGGAGAGCAUGGAAAGAUAGAAAGGUACGUUACAAUUAAUAUGUGAGCAGCGGAUGAAUCACACACAACAUGGGUUUGAAUAAUUACUGAGGAUUAAAGGGGCUCGCUUUGAUACAGCUGUUUGGUGUUGUAAUUCAUGGAAAACUUGUAAUUUGUAUUCAGAUUUCAGAGGGCAUUUAUAGUCCUGUGUUUUUUGGGCCAACCACCCUACAAUAGUAGGGCACCCCUUAGAAACAUUUGUUCAGCCAAUUCUUUUUCAAUUUUGGUUUAAUUUGUUUAUUGACAUUUUGUAAUUACAGUAUAAUAUUUGAAGUAAUAAUAAAGUCUAAUUUUCAUUCUUCA